Molecule: messenger RNA, 1759 nt
Organism: Mercenaria mercenaria
Lineage: Eukaryota; Metazoa; Mollusca; Bivalvia; Venerida; Veneridae
Product: tyrosine-protein kinase HCK-like
Exons: 12
Biological process (GO): protein phosphorylation; innate immune response; cell surface receptor protein tyrosine kinase signaling pathway
Cellular component (GO): extrinsic component of cytoplasmic side of plasma membrane
Molecular function (GO): non-membrane spanning protein tyrosine kinase activity; ATP binding; signaling receptor binding
Source: RefSeq, a predicted model, not a curated record
AAGUAAUAUUUCAAAAUGGACCAAGAAACUGACAGAUAUACUAGAUGGAAAUUGAAGAAGAUUAAUAAAUGUUGGUUUUUAGAUGUUGAUGGUAAACUGAAAGGGAUGAAUAUCCUAAAGUUUGCAAAUGAUGUCUACAUGGAGGACAACAUUAUUUUCGCGGAUGAUAAAAUGUAUCAACUUACGAAGAGUAACAAUGAUGUCCUGAUAACAGAAAUACAAGAUAUAUGCCAAACAGAUAAACCUUCUGAAUGUGAGAGAAAAGAACCCUUUUUAAAUGUAGAAAAGGAAGAGCUUCAUGCAGAUGGCAAUGAUCGCGAAAGGGGGUUUGAUAUGACUCUAAAAGAAAAUCAUGAAAUUCAUUUGAAUGUCAACCAGGAUGCUAUUCAAAGUAGUUCAACUUGGGAACUCACUCCAACAGAAGAUACCGAAAAUGACGACAAGAUAUGGUCAGAUCCGGAAAAAGAGAUGAAUCAUGAACUGGGUAGUGACCUGUAUGUACCAGAGGAAGAGGAAUAUACGAUUAAUGAAGAUGAUAUAUCAACAGAUUCGGAACAAGAGGAGGAUUAUGAACUUGGUAGCGAGCAGUAUGUUGAUCUACUUAAGGAAGGAAAGAUAAGUGGAUUCUUUAAACGCAUUAAGAAAAUUGUGAAAAGAAAACCGAGUUUGAAACAAGAAUCCAUCGAGAAAGACAAGGAGGACUAUGACUGCAAUUUAUCACAACUUAAGAAGAAUACACCUGUUGAUGAUGCUUUUAUAGUAUGUGCCAUGUAUGACUUCGAUGCAGUUAAAGAUGAUGAUAUCAGCUUUAGAAGGGGAGAUAAGUUGGAAGUUGAUGAGAAAUCCAGCCGCGAUUGUGAUUGGUGGGCAGCUCGACAUCUGACCACGGGAGAGAAAGGUUACAUCCCAAGUAACUUUGUCACAAAGGACGAAUACUCUCCACAGUCUCAAGACUGGUGGUAUAAUGUAGACAGGAAGGAAGCCGAAAAUCAACUUUUGUUGCCAGGCAACCCUACAGGAACUUUUCUCAUGAGAGAAUCUGAAGGUAUAUAUGUGCUGUCUGUGCGAGACUUUGAUUCGAAGACAAAUGAUGCGUGUGUCAGACAUUACAAAAUAAGAAGGUUAGAAAAUGGAAGAUUCUGCAUCAGUCCAAAGAGAACUUUUGGCAACAUGCUUGAUCUGAUCUUUCACUACAGAAAUGUAGCUGAUGGACUAAGCUGUAAGUUGGAGAGUUCAUGCCCACAAAUUCGACCUCUUGUACAGUUCAGGGAGCUAGAAGUAUCAAGGGAGUCGGUGAAACUUCUGAAGAAAAUUGGAGGAAGUUGUUUUGCAGAGGUUUACGCUGGUAAAUGGCGUAAAACAGUAGACGUGGCUGUGAAAGCAUUGAAGCAAGGUCAGAUGACGGCUGACGAUUUUCUGGCCGAGGCAAAUCUCAUGCAUCAUUUAAGACAUAAUAAACUUGUACAGCUGAUGGCAGUGUGUACAAUAUCAGAACCUAUCUGGAUUAUAACUGAGCUCAUGAUUCACGGGGCCCUAUUGGAUUACUUACGCAAAGAUGAGGGCAAAACCCUCGGCUUCUAUUCAUUAGUUGAUAUGACUGGCCAGAUAGCUGAUGGCAUGGCGUAUCUAGGGACAGAGAAUAUUGUACAUAGAGAUCUGAGGGCUGCUAAUAUUCUUGUGGGUGAUCACAACGAAGUAAAGGUGGCAGGGUUUGGUCUUGCAAAGGUGAUGCAGAAAGAUAUUUAUGAGGGUCAAGGAA